AGCCAAUCAGAACACACCAACGGAGUCACGAGCGCUAAUCCAGGAAUGAAAACAAACCUGUCAAGAGGCGAAUGGAAGAUGUGUGAAGGAUUGUGUUCCUCUGUAGAGUUUCUCCCGGUGAAGUGCACGUCAGCAUCCAGAAGAGAUGGAAGCGUUGGGAUCCGGAGCCGAAGCCGAUGCUGAGGAGGCCCAGAAUCACUCUGCCAUGCUGUGGAGCAUCCAGGAGGCCGUUCAGAGGCAGACGCUGCAGAUCGGGGCCUCGGCGUGCGGAGCCACGGCGGUGGUGGAUGUCUUGCAGGCGCUGGGCAUCACGGUGACUCCAGAGACGGUCGAUCACUGCGUCAGGACGAGUCUGAGGAGGAACGAGGCGCCGCUGCCCGAUUACCUGCACUCCCGCAGCGAGGCCGGGGCCACACACCUGCAGCUGGUCUCCGGGGCCCAGCAGGCCAGCGGGGGCCGUGUGGUGGGCCGGUUCUUUGGCCUGUAUCCGCGGCGGAGGGUGAAGCUGGUGCCGUGGUUGGCGCGCUGGAUUCGGCGCGGAGCCGUUCCCGUCGCCACUAUGAACAUGCAGCGGGCCGUUCCUGAAGGAGAAGAGAUUCCCGACGCCUGGCAUCACCAGCUCAUCUUCGGAGUCGCACCCGGGGCUGUGUUCAUGACCAACCCUCUGGACGUGGGUGCGUCCCAAAUCACACAUCAACAGACUUAUUAUAUGAGUGAAGAGGAUGUUCAUAAGCGUCUGUGCAGCGAGUCUGUGCUGCUCGUUCGCCGUGAAGACGUUCUGAAGCGACUGACGCCGGACGCUCAUCUAUCACAGAUCUCAGAUCAGCAUCCCGACCUGCGCUGGAAAACAUUAAACGUGGAGGACCAGAUCAGGCAGAUGAUCAGCGAGGAAGAGCAGAAUGAUGAAGAGCAUCCUAAGAUGAUGCAUCUCGCGAUUCCUGCGGCGUACAGCUCUGGAGUGACUUUCUUCGCUCUUAGAGACUCGGAUGUUGCUCAGGAGCUUCUCAGCAGCUCGGAUCUGCCUCUGCUGUGAUUUUACAUCAUCAAAUCAGCGCUUAAUUAAGUUAUUCUUGACAUUGGAUCAGUAUUUAUGUCUGUUUUUAUUCUUGGGAUUUUAAAUAGAUGUUGUCAUUUUGUGUUGACAGUGCUGAUUCACUGAUUAUUGUGUCCUUUGAGAGUUUAACGGUUGACGGCAUCGUGUUUAUCAAAUUAAAAGCAAGAAACGUACAUGUUCCCCGUUCAUGCAUUUCUAAGAGGAAAGUUUAGAUAAUGUGAUACCUGAAUUGUAAACAAAGUAAUACAAUUGCAAACAAUUUUUAGUGUUUGUGAAGCAUUUCUGAUUCAUUUCAAGCAAAUCGACUCGUUCGGACGGUUCGCUUCUGUUAAUUAUCUCAAAUGAAAUACUUUUUUUUUAUUAAAGUACACAUACAGGAUGAACUAUUACAUUGUUAUAACUAAUUUAAAAUAAUAAGCAAUACCGUAGAAGAAUAGUAAAGUCUUCAUCUUUUUUUCCCUCCAGAAGCUAUAAGAAAGUUUUGACUUUUACAUGUUAAGAACCAUAUACUUUAGCAUAUAUGUACUUAUUUACAGUUUAAGUAAGUACAGGAUUCGUAGUAGAAUUUCAUAAAGUCAAAAUUGCUAAUGGUAUUAAAUACGAAUCUUCUUUGAAUCAAAUUAAAUCCUAGAGGACAUUUAUUCUUAUGGUCCAGUCCUAUUAGAUAUUGGAUUAUCUUUAUUAUAAGAUAUACAGGUGCAUCUCAAAAAGUUCUUUAAAGUAUGUUUAUUUAUGCACUCAAUGGUCGGGGCUCGUCCAGCAUCAGUGAGGCGUGGCAUGAAAGCGAUCAGCCUGUGGCUCUGCUGAGCCUUCAGCUCGUCUGGAUUGUUGGAUCGACUGUUUCUCAUCUUUCUCUUGAAAAUAUCCCGUAGAUAUGGGGUUCAGGUCAGGCAUGUUGGCUGGCCAAUCAAGCACAGUAAUAUCAUGGUCAGAAAACCACGUGGAAGUGGUUUUGGCUCUGUGGACAGGUGCUAAAGUCCUGCUGGAAAAGGAAAUCAGCAUCUCCAUAAAGCUUGUCAGCAGAUGGAAGCAUAAAGUGCUCCAAAAUCUCCUGGUAAGCGGCUGCAUUGACUUCAGACCUGAUAAAACACAAUGGACCGACACCAGCAGACGUCACAGCGUCCCAAAUCAUCUCUGACUUCAGAAACUUCACACUGGACUUCAAGCAGCUUGGAUUCUGUGCCUCUCCAGUCUUCCUCCAGACCUUGAUUUCCAAAUGAAAUGCAAAAUUUACUUUUAUCUGAAAAGGACUUUGGACCACUGAGCAGCAGUCCAGCCCGGGUAAGAUGCUUCUGGCAUUGUCUCUGGUUCAGAAGUGGCUUGGCGGCCCUUUUCCUGAAGACGUCUGAGCUCGGUGACUCCAGCUUCAGUUCUCUCCUUGUGAAGCUCUCCCAAGCGUCUGAAUCAGCUUUGCUUGACUGUAUUCUCAAACCCUGCUGCUUGUGCAUCUUUUCCUACCCACUUUCUUCUUUCCAGUCAACUUUGCAUUUAAUAUGCUUUGAUAUUAGAAGAUUACAUACUUUUGGUUCUUUUCAGUCUCGUCUUAAAAAAUGGUUACUGACAACUCAGCACUGUCAACAUUAGUAUUGUAUUCUUGACAGUAGACUUCCUUGUGCUAAUUGCUCUUGGCUAUGUUGCCAUCUCUCUCUCUCUCUCUCUUUUCCCUCAUAUGUUUACUUUAUUUACUUAUAUUUUGUAUUUUAGUAGAGAUUUUGUUUGUGUGUGAAUUUGUUUCUGUAAAAAAAAUUCUCUCUCUUCAUAUGAUGUGUAUAUGUGUGAUGCUCUGUCUUUGUUUUUAGGGUGACCUUUUAACAUUCUGUCAAGGGUCUACAGAUGAAAAAUAGCCUUUUGGGCUAAUUCUGGCACAUUUACAGUUAUGUUUAUUAAUGUGCAUUGCCCCUUUAAAUAAAUAAAUAAACAAAUAAACAGAUAAAGCACUCUGUGAAC
Onychostoma macrolepis is the source of this 3001-nucleotide messenger RNA. RefSeq lists its product as uncharacterized. Lineage: Eukaryota; Metazoa; Chordata; Actinopteri; Cypriniformes; Cyprinidae. Bases 146 to 1033 code for a protein of 295 amino acids. The record is from RefSeq and is a predicted model, not a curated record. The transcript has 5 exons.